This is a messenger RNA of Paramecium pentaurelia, 695 nucleotides long. The record is from the annotation of a GenBank genome assembly. NCBI's taxonomy places the organism in Eukaryota, Ciliophora, Oligohymenophorea, Peniculida, Parameciidae.
UAUGAGUUCAGAAUAUCCCAUAAUUUCAUGGAAAGAAUUGAUAAAGCACUUUAAACGAUCUUCUUUAUGGGUUGUUAUUGAAGGAAUGGUCUAUGAUGUGACUACUUAUUUGGAUAAACAUCCAGGAGGAGAGGAAAUCUUAAGGAAAUGUGGUGCCAAAGAUGCUACAGAAUAAUUCUUAGAAUAUAAUCAUUCUAAUUAUGCUAGGUCUAUUCUUGCAUCUAGAAUAGUUGGACAAUUAACAGAUGAACCACCACCUCAUAAUUAUGCUCAGUUACUUAAAUAGAGAAAAUAGAGAGUAAAAGUAAAUUCAAAAUACAGAUUAAAAAUCCAUACAAAUAAAUAACUUGGGAAGAAUUAGAAUUCCAUAACACAUCAGAUGAUGCUUGGAUUGUAAUUGAUGAUGAUGUUUAUGAUGUUACUGAUUUCAUGGCUGAGCAUCCUGGAGGAAUGAAGUUGUUAUUAGAUUAAGCAGGAGAUGAUGCAUCUAAAUUCUUUCACAGAAUCAAUCAUUCUUAAUAUGCUCAUUAAAUAAUGAAUGAUUUAUAAGUUGGUAUGAUAGUUGGUAAAAAAUAUAUAAUUAAAUCAAAGGCAUUAAACCAAAAAAAAAGGAAAAAUAAGCACCAACUAAUUAUGUCUUAAUAAUGUUUAUCAUAAUUGUAUUGUUUAUAUUUAUUUAUUUAUUUUUAUUCUGA